AAGAAAACCAAACCCAAUGAUCUGGGGAAGGAUGAUGUUCAGCUACUUCAAGACUAUAUAAGAAUCUGCGAGGCCAAAAUCAACUUGUUGAAUGAAAAGAACUCCAUCACGGAGUCGACGUCGAUUUCGGUCGAUGAUAAACAGAAAUUUUUCAAUUUGAAAUUCAAACCACGAUUCGAUAAAAUCAAUAAUAAUCAAGUCAAAUUAAGAUCGAAAUUACUGUUUUUGAAUAAUGACUCGAUCGAUGACACCGACUUGAUCAACUCGUUAUCGGAAAACCCUUCUCCUGCUAAACAAGACUCGCUCAACCAAUUAGACGGAAUCGAUUUCACUUCUGAUUUCUCCGAUACCAACAUAGAUGAUGCACCUCCUUCUCCAAAUCAAUUGAAAAUGAACUUGGAAGAGGCAAGACAGAUUGUGCUUAAUACUAAAAGUAAUCAUCCACCCCCUCCUGCUCCUCUUCCGCAUAGCGACAACGAUGAUGAAGAUGAUUUCGGGAAUAACACCUUUGAAGGCUUGUAUACCCCACCAAACGAAGCGGAUGAUAAUUACGACUUGAGCGACUUCAUCGAUGACAACGAUGAUGCCUCGGUGGAUGACUCGUACCGUGAAACCCAAGUCCGUUUGGAAAGCGAAAACAAUAAUAUCAUCGUUGACGAUGAUGAAAUUAACAAUUUGAAAUUAUCUCAAGACGUUGCUGAUAAAUUGGGAGUCAACUAUAACGUGGCCAACUCAGAAAUUGAUUUGGUAAGUGAUGUAGAUGAUAACUCAACCAUGAAUGAUAAAAAACCAAACUUAGAAGAAAAAGAAUUCGAAGAUACCGUCGAGGAAAUUGAUGAUUUGGAUUGUACUACUCAAUUUAAUCAAGAACGUGAAUUGAAUAAUCAUGAUAUUAUAGAAAUAAGUUCCGAUGACGACGAUGAUGAUGAUGAUAUCGGUAAUAGGAAUGAUGAUGAAAUCGAUGAAAUUGUUAGUUCUUCCAUUCCUACUUUCCCUGCUAAAACUCAAAAACCAAUUCCAAUUUCUAAUGAUAGUGAUUUUGGUGAUACUGAUGAUGAAGAAUUACUUGAGCUAAUGAAUAAUAACUCCUCCAAAUCAACCUUGCCCUCAUCUACUCAAUUACCUCAAGAUAUCCCUCCAGGAUCCGAACCUUUUAUUAAAGACGUUUAUAGUGUAUUACUAAGAGUUUUCAAGUUACCUGAUUUUAGACCAAAUCAAUUAACAGCAAUUACUUCGGCCUUAAUGGGUAAAGAUGUAUUCGUGUUAAUGCCAACCGGUGGUGGGAAAUCAUUAUGCUAUCAAUUACCAGCUUUAAUUAAAUCGGGUAAAACAAAAGGAACCACCAUUGUUAUAUCACCAUUGAUAUCUUUAAUGCAAGACCAAGUUCAACAUUUGAUAAAUAAAAAUAUAAAAGCAAGCAUGAUUAGUUCAAGAGAUAACGAACGAGAGAAAAAUUCUGCCAUUAAAUUUUUCAAAGAUGGUCUAUUAGAUUUGGUUUAUUUAUCGCCAGAAAUGAUUAAUACUUCGACUAGAAUUCAAAAUAUAAUUGACAAGUUAUUUCAACAAAAUUUAUUAGCAAGAGUUGUCGUUGAUGAGGCACAUUGUGUUAGUAGUUGGGGGCAUGAUUUCAGACCAGAUUAUAAAAAUAUGAAUAUGUUUAAACAAAAAUAUCCUUCUUUACCUUUGAUGGCGUUAACGGCUACUGCAAAUGAAAAAGUUAGACUUGAUAUUAUUCAUCAUUUAAAUAUGGAUGAUCCAAUCUUAUUGAAGCAAAGUUUCAAUCGUACUAAUUUAUACUAUGAAGUUAGACCUAAAAUAAGUGGAUAUCUUGACUGGAUUAAAGAUUAUAUUUCUACUAAACAAAAAAAUAAGUCUGGUAUCAUAUAUUGUCACUCAAAACAACUGUGUGAGACAACUAGUGAUAAAUUAAAUUCUUGGGGUAUUAAAGCUUCAUUUUAUCAUGCGGGUCUUGAUCCAAAUGAAAGAUUUAAAAUACAACAAUUAUGGCAAAAUAAUCAUUUACAAGUAAUUUGUGCUACAAUUGCAUUUGGUAUGGGGAUUGAUAAACCAGAUGUUAGAUAUGUUAUUCAUUUGUUUAUUCCAAGAAACUUAGAAGGUUAUUAUCAAGAAACUGGGAGAGCUGGGAGAGAUGGUAAACCUUCCGAAUGUUAUUUAUUUUUCCAUUCAAGAGAUGCAGUCACAAUUCAAAAUUUUAUUCAAAGGGAUGAUUCACUUGAUGAUAUUGGUAAAGAAAGUCAUUCCGCUAAAUUAAGACAAGUGAAACAAUAUUGUGAAAAUAUAUCCGAUUGUAGAAGACAACAAGUUUUAUUAUAUUUUAAUGAAAAAUUUGAUCCAAAAAAUUGUAAUAAAAAUUGUGAUAAUUGUGCAAGAUCAAAUAAGGUUAAAACAAUUGAAAAAGAUUUUACUGAACAUGCUAAAAAUAUAUUAUUAAUGGUCAAAUCAAUUCAAAAUCAAAACGUUACAAUGUUACAGUUUCAGGAUAUUUAUAAAGGAUCAAGAAAUGCUAAAAUUUUACAAUCAAAUUUCCAUUAUAAUGAAUAUCAUGGUAAAGGAUCAAUUUUGAAUAAAAUUGAAAUUGAAAGAAUAUUUUUCCAUUUAAUUUGUGAAAGUUAUUUAGUUGAAUAUCAAAUCAUGAAAGGUGGUUUUGCAUCGAAUUAUCUUAAAUUAGGUAGAAAAGCUAAUUUGAUUUUAGAAAAAGGAGCUAAAGUCAUAAUCAUGAUAAGUGAAGAAUCUCUUUAUAAUUCAAGACCUAAUAGUAAUAAGAAACGAGCACCAGCUUUGAAUCGUUCCAAUACUUUUGCUGCAGGUAGUACUAACAUAAACUUGAAUGAAUUUAGAUUUAAUUCAUUUGUUAGUGCAAGAGAAGAAUUAAUCGAACAAAAUAGCAGUAAUAAGGGAAGUAUCAUUGAAUUACCAAACAAUGAAUUUUCCAAAGAAAUCGAUGAAGGAAAUAAACAACAUGUUGAAUUUUGUUAUAAAGAGUUAAAUAACUUAAGAAUUCAAAAAUCUUUUGAACUUGGCUAUGGACAAAGUAACAACUUUAUCAAUGAGCCGACAUUGAAGGAUAUGUCGAUUAAGCUACCAACCAAUAAGAAGGAUUUCAUUAAAUUAAAGAAUCUUAAUAAGGAUCAACAAGAAUAUUUCAUGCAUUUUAAAAAGCUAUUGAUGCAAUUAUCGAGAGAGAGAAAGAAAAUUUCAAAUGGGACCCAGGAUAAGUCACCUUAUUUCAAUACCAGCGAACAAGAUCAACAGAUAUUGAACGAGUUGAGAAAUACAUACUCCCAGAAUAAAACUCAAAGUAGAACAAGUGGUACUCAAAACAGAAGUUCUCAAAACAAGCAUCGGGUCCACAAGCCCAAAAAGUCGAGCCAAAGAUCACAA
Messenger RNA from Hyphopichia burtonii NRRL Y-1933, 3402 nucleotides. RefSeq names its product ATP-dependent DNA helicase (gene SGS1). Gene Ontology annotation, biological process: double-strand break repair via homologous recombination; DNA replication. Gene Ontology annotation, molecular function: nucleic acid binding; ATP binding; 3'-5' DNA helicase activity. Lineage: Eukaryota; Fungi; Ascomycota; Pichiomycetes; Serinales; Debaryomycetaceae. Gene Ontology annotation, cellular component: chromosome; cytoplasm; nucleus. The annotation marks the transcript as partial. The transcript has a single exon. The record is from RefSeq and is a predicted model, not a curated record.